AUCUUUUGGUCCACCCAGUCCUCAGUCGCCCUGUCGGCUCUUCCAGUCGCUCUCGUCACCUUCAGUCUUCCGCGGUCAUGUCGAAGUCCUGGCUACUGGGAUUGCUUUUGGGAUGUGUUGCUUGUGCCUUUGUGGCGCCACGCGCGGGCGGCUCGCCGCGCGUGGCUCCCGCGCCGGGCGGCUCGCCGCGCGUGGCUCUCGGGCGACUUCGAGGAGGUGAAGCAAACAGCACUGGCACCACGUGGGGCGCAAGUGCCUACGCGGCAGUGGCCUUGGGUGUCGUGUCAGCCGCAGUGCUGCGGCGCGCCAGCGACGCUGACUUUGAUGGAUUCUCCUACAAGACGGCUUUCUUCUUCCCAGGGCAGGGUGCUCAAAGUGUGGGGAUGUGCAAGGAAUUGGUUGAGGUUCCAAAAGCCAAGGAAUUGUUUGAGACGGCCAGUGACAUCGUAGGUUAUGACCUUCUGGACUGCUGCGUCAACGGCCCAAAGGAGGAGUUGGAUCGGACUGCGGUCUCGCAGCCUGCUAUCUUCGUGGCAUCCAUGGCAGCCGUGGAGAAGCUCCGCGCCGAGGGUGGUGAAGAUGCCAUUGAGGAGGCCACUGUGGCCAUGGGCUUGUCGCUGGGAGAGUACAGUGCUUUGAGUUUCGCCGGUGCCUUGAGUUUUGAAGAUGGCGUGAAAGUCACCAAGGUUAGAGGCGAGGCCAUGCAAGCAGCCGCCGACGCGGCAGCGUCGGGCAUGGUCAGCGUGGUAGGCCUGGACAGCGCCAAGACGGAGGCGCUGUGCGCCAAGGCCUCGGAGCUCAGCGGCCAGAGGAUACAGAUCGCAAACUACCUUUGCAAAGGAAAUUACACAGUCUCCGGUGACCAAGAGGCCUGUGCGAAGCUGGCGGAGAUUGCCAAGCCGGAGUUCAAGGCGCGCAUGGCCGUGCCUUUGGCUGUGGCUGGCGCCUUCCACACUGACUUCAUGGCCCCUGCCGUGGAAAAACUUGAGGAGGUUCUCGCCAGUGUUGAGCUCAAAAAGCCUCGGAUUCCAGUGGUCUCCAACGUGGACGCCAAGCCACACUCUGACCCGGAGUCCAUCAAGGCCAUCCUCGCCAAGCAGGUCACGGCUCCUGUUCAGUGGGAGACACAGAUGAAGGACCUCUCUGCUUCGGGUGGCUUUGAGAAAGGCUACGAAUGUGGCCCUGGCAAGGCCGGCAGUGCUUCGGUUUGCCGAUUGCCAGACACCGGUGGAACUGGAGUGCGCGGAGCGCGGCGCGAGCGCAUCGCAUGCGGAUGGAAGGGAUUUUGCAGCGUCGAUGCGUCGAGGGUGAUUCGAUUGGCACGGCACGCCAGUUCUCCCGGGGGCCAAAGGGCCGCGCCGAUGUUCUCCCCGUUUCACGCGCUGCGAACGGGCUUCGACCAGUUCAUGGUAGGCGAUCAAGCCACAUUGCCCUAUGCCCUAGCCCAAGCCGCGACCACUCGUGACGGUUCCGAACGCUCUCCUGGGACGGUGGGUCAAUCGGUCUACGACCUCCGAGAGGAUGAGCAGCUGGCUUUGGCCAUGCAGACGGGAACCCAGCUGGGUAUGCGCGAGGGUGGAUGUCACUUAUUCUUGAACAUCAUUCAACCAAGCGAGCAUGAUAAACCAGUGAACUGCGAAGAGGUUCAUCCAGUGGAGCGGCAGUCGCUGGCGGAUGCUGAGCCGGAACUGGCAGGUUUCGCCCGAGGCCCUGAACUCGCGACGAGGCGCAUCGUGCCCGACACGGGGGAGGUCGUUGCCGCAAGUCCAAAGCAACGUGGCACAUGGUUGGCCAACCCCACCUUGCAGCUGAUUUUACGAUAUUUUAGUGCUCAAGGCCCCGAGUCUCCCGAGCAAGAAGCGGAGAGGCCUUUGGCGCCGGUGCCCAGCGCGCCCAGUGCGCCCAGCGCGCCCAGUGUGCCCAGCCCACCGGCGGCUCCAUACGCACCGGCAGCACCAGCUACCGCGCCUGGUGUGAGCUUUGCAAGCUCCAGGAGUGAUGCCAUCAGCGAUCCAGAAUGGGCGGGGAGAGCCUCGGAUCUGCCAGACCGGAACACCACGAGCGCCGAGGAGGCCGGAGGAGGCCGCCGGAGCCACGGCUCGGGCCAGGCGCGAAGCGACCAGGCCGAAGACUUGCAGCUCUUGGAGGAGGUGGUGCAGAGAUCCUUGGACUUGGCAAAAGCCAGGCACUUCGAGGAGGCGGAGCAAUGCCUGGCGGUCCUGGCACGUGAGGGGCCUCGGGUCUCCCCGCCGAGCUCCUCGCGCGGCGUGGCGCCGCCCAGCGCCUCGCCGCCGAGGCGGGCACGCUUCGAGGAUGAGGAUCGUGGGCGGGUGGGCUCCUUGGACGCACGGGAGUCUUCCCGGACGCGGAUCUCUUCCAGGCCUCCGGACGACAGCCGCGCGCGGAAGCUCUCAGUGACGGCGCCGCGGAGACUGCUCUCGUCUUCAGGCAGCCUUGAUCUCAGUCCCAGAAGCAGCGAGGCGACGGCUCUGUCCUUUGCUGCGACAGCCCAGCUGUUUGAUUCGGGGUUGCAGCAUUCGCUUCUGUCGCCCUCCCCCAGCCGCGACGGGGGCCGCGCCGACAGCGACUACUCUGACGACUUCGAGCCCGCGGGGCCCCGCGUGCCGCGGGCGCCCACGCCGCCGCGGCGGUCAGGUGUCCAAAGAUCUCCGACACCACCACGCUCUGCCAUGAAGAGUGCACAUGUGCGGUCACCCACACCGCCGGCCGGGUCAAGGACAGCACCGGCUGCACCAAAGACACCUUCGGCACCCAGUGUGCCACUGAAACCAGCGCUGGCUUCAAAACCAGUUGCACCUGCGGCACCUGCAGCCCCGCAAGCACCAGUGGGUGUUAGAGCCCCUGCAACACCUGCGGCACCUGCAGCCCCACAAGCACCAGUGGUCAGGGCUCCUUCAACCCCUGCUGCACCUGCUGCUCCCCAGGCACCAGUGAGUGUUAGAGCUCCUUCAACUCCCGUUUCACCUGCAGCUCCCCAAGCACCAGUGGUUAGAGCUUCAACUCCUGCUGCACCUGCAGCUCCCCAGGCACCAGUGAGUGUUAGAGCGCCUUCAACACCCGUUGCACCUGCAGCUCCCCAAGCACCAGUGAUUAGAGCUCCAUCAACCCCUGCUGCACCUGCAGCUCCGCCUGUUAGAUCCCCUUCCCCUACAAUGCCCGCAGUUCCAACAACACCCGUGGCUGUCAGCCCCCCCACAGCACCCAUUGCUCCACAAGUGGCUGUUCCAGCACCUGUAGCUCCACAAGCACCAGUGGUGGUCCGCACACCCGCACCCAGCGCACCACCCCAACCAGUCCCUGCACCCGCCGCAGCUGGGUCAGUGGCUCCUCCCAUUGCGCCAGUCCAAGCAGUUCCAGUGGCUCCAACGGCUCCAGUGGCUCCAACCUCCGGUGACCCCAUUGCACCCACUGCGCCCUUGCCGCCUCCACCCCCUGCGCCACCGCCUCCACCGGAGGUGGUCGAAGCGCGAAAAGAUGACGCCACGCUGCAGAAAAUGCUGGGCGACUUGAGCCCCAGCCGCGCGCGCACGCCGCGCACGCCGCGCACGCCGCGGCGCUCGCGGGGACGCCCGUCUCCUCGGGCGAGGUCACCGGGGCACAGCGAAGGGCGCCGGGUGCAGGUUCUGGUCCAACACCGGACUGACCUGUGCGCGCCCAUUUGCGAUGCCUUGGCUUUGCCGGACUUGGUCUUGGAGUCUGAUGUGACCGUGGCGGGAGUGCGCUUGCGGCGCGGGAUGCAGCUCGUCGUGCCGAAGAACGCCUCGGUCUUGGCGAAGUCACUGACGCGGAGUCGGCAGAAGCUCCUGAUGGGCUUGAAGACCAUGAGAAGCCUGGUCUUCAUGUGGCCGGAGUACAUGGACGAGGAGCCCGACUUCAUGACCUGGUGGUGGAAAUGCCCCGCCUGUCGUUUCCCCUAUCCCGUCCAGGCUCCGGAGGCGUUGAGUGGCGUUUCUUUGCUCCGGCGGGCGUUGCCGGGAGUGGACAACUUCUUGGAUGGCCCCGCGCGCGACCUUUGGGCACUCAGCGGCUUGAGCUUACCCGCCAAGCCCAAGCAGCCGCACGCGCUCCGCGAAGUCAACAACCGCUUUGGUGAUGUGACCGCACAGUGCAGCUGCUGUGGGCAGCAAGUGGGCACCAGUGCCUACAUGUGCCAGCUUUGUGGCCUCUUCGUUUGCCCAGUCUGUGAGAAGAGGUCUCGGAUGGACCACACUGCGCUUUGUUGCCCACCGGGACCCGCCGAAGGCAAAGCAGGAGUCCUUUACCAAAAGCUCUCCAACUCCUUAGAAGAGCGCUUUGACCUUUCUUCGGUCUUGGACUUUGGAUCAAUAGACAGGUUCCUGGCGCAGCCCACGGCGGCCGAAGCAGUGCAGCGGCUGUUGAAGCGGACGGCCGGACGGCUGGAGCGACUGAAAGGGCCCUGCGAGUACUAUGCUCGAGCAGCCUUGCUGCAAGGGCAAGCGCGGCGCUCUACUGCAGAGGAGCGUUUCCACUUGUUGCAAGAGGCCUGCGUCGCCCUACAAGAAUGCAUGGCCACUGGAGGUUCCAAUGUCUACAACCUCUACAAAAUCGAAAGUGGUGGCAACUCUAAAACGCCCAUGGAGAAGGAUCCCCGUGUCUGGUACUUGCUGGGGCUGGUGCUGUGUGACCUUGGCUCCUUCGAAGAAGCGCGGAAGGUCUACCGACAAGCUCUUUGUCGACUGCCAAUGUACUACUUUUCUCACGUGGUGCACUUCAACUUGGCGCUGCUCCGCGCGCGCGACGCGGACGCGGCCGCCUGCUGCGCCAGCGCGCAGCAGGUGGUCGAUCUGCGGCGGAGCUGCGCAGCGCUGCGGGCACCCAGGCAGGAAGGUGGCAGAACCUGUUGGAUCUGCGGAAGAUAA
Messenger RNA from Durusdinium trenchii, 4901 nucleotides. The record is from the annotation of a GenBank genome assembly. Lineage: Eukaryota; Dinophyceae; Suessiales; Symbiodiniaceae.